This is a messenger RNA of Anisakis simplex (herring worm), 942 nucleotides long. Lineage: Eukaryota; Metazoa; Nematoda; Chromadorea; Rhabditida; Anisakidae. The record is from the annotation of a GenBank genome assembly.
AUGGAUGUACACGAGGACAAAAAACCUAGUGUGUCAAAGAAGGGAUAUACUCCAUCAGGUGCGAAUGCUGAAAUAAGCGACAAGGAGGUGAAUAAGAUCGCGAAUGAGUUAAUACGAUCGGUCAGCACGGUGGAUGAACUGAAAAAGAAAGUACAGCAAAUGUGCCGUGAAGGUAAAUUAGGUGGACAUCAAGGUGGUAUGAUCAUUCGGCGAUGGAGGGUUCACGAGCGCCAAAAGAGUCAUCUGCAAAAAAAAGAUGUCAUGUUGAACGAGAUAUCAAAAAGUUUGGAAGCGACAAAGGGACUGAAUUUUGAAGAUGUGAAAAAAAUGGUUAACGAUUAUGUGCAGGAAGGUAAAAUAACACAUCGCGAUGCUGGAUUCGUUAUCUCAAAUUGGAAGCGAAGCGAAUUUCGCCGUGUUAAGCGGCAGGUAAUCAAGCAGGAUGUAAAGCGAUGUUUAUUCUGCCGUGAAAAAGGGCAUCUGUUAUCACAAUGUCCCAACAAAGAUGAACAGACGAUGGGUACCGGUAUUUGUUUCAAAUGUGGUUCGUCGGAGCAUACCUCAUCCAAAUGCCCUCGUAAAAACGUGAAAGGAUAUCCGUAUGCAGUUUGUUUCGUUUGUAAGCAGCAAGGUCACUUAUCGCGUGAUUGCGACAAAAAUCCCAAUGGGAUAUAUCCAGAUGGUGGUUCAUGUGAUAUAUGUGGUUCACAAAAGCAUCUCAAAAAAGACUGUCCUGAGCUGAAAGCAACAACAAAGGAUACCAAGAAAAGAGGUAAUUAUCGCACGAAGUGCUUCUUCGUUCUGAAUGUUUUGGCAGCGCGUGGCACUGCGAUGAGUGGAGGCGAUGAAGAUAUUGCUGUGGAAGGUGACAAAGUUGAUUCAGGAUCUUCAGAUGAACCAAAGAGACAAAAGUUGAAGAAGAAGAAAAUUAUACGAUUUUGA